AUGUACGCCUCCAUCAUCAAGUCCGCCGUCCUCGUCGCCGCCCUCGCCGGCACCACCGCCGUCAGCGCGCUCCCGCAGGCCGCGCAGUACCCCGACAAGUGCGGCGACAUGGUCUGCCAGCCCGACACGCCGCUCUGCUGCGGCGUCUACUAUAACGGCAACAUCGAGCUCGAGUGCGUGGCCGGCAAGACGUGCCCGCCCAUCCAGUAUCCCACCAAGACCACGACGACGGCGACGCCCACGCCCCCUGCCACCACGACUACGAGCUCCACGGCGCCUCCCGCCUCGCCUACCUUUGGGCCCAAGUGCGGCGAUUCAUUCUUCUGCAAGCCCGGGCAGGUGUGCUGCACGCUCUACAAGUGCGCCGACACGCCCGAGCAGUGCCCCAAGUAA
Molecule: messenger RNA, 393 nt
Organism: Purpureocillium takamizusanense
Lineage: Eukaryota; Fungi; Ascomycota; Sordariomycetes; Hypocreales; Ophiocordycipitaceae
Exons: 1
Coding region: 1-393 (130 amino acids)
Source: RefSeq, a predicted model, not a curated record